This is a messenger RNA of Oryza brachyantha (malo sina), 1951 nucleotides long. RefSeq names its product protein NRT1/ PTR FAMILY 8.3-like. The transcript is spliced from 6 exons. Gene Ontology annotation, biological process: transmembrane transport. Gene Ontology annotation, molecular function: transmembrane transporter activity. The coding region runs from base 140 to 1807 and encodes 555 amino acids. The record is from RefSeq and is a predicted model, not a curated record. Lineage: Eukaryota; Viridiplantae; Streptophyta; Magnoliopsida; Poales; Poaceae. Gene Ontology annotation, cellular component: membrane.
UUUCAGGCAAACGCCAUUUCUUCCUUUUGGAUUUCAUUCUACAUCUAACUUUUUUCAUGCACACUUGAGUAUACUUGCACUGAAUGGAUCCUGCUUUGUUCUUUUUGAGUAGUAGGGAAUCUGAGGAAGAAAGGGUCACAUGGAGGGAACAGAUGAAGAGAGGCCACUGAUUCAUUACCUGCCUCCUCAGGAACAGUGUUCAGAAUACACCUGCGAUGGAACGGUUGAUAUUGAUCGAAGGCCUGCACCGAAGCAGAGUACAGGGAAUUGGAGAGCAUGCUUCUUCAUUUUAGGUGCUGAAUUCACUCAAUGCCUGUGCUUCUCUGCGGUUUUGAAGAACUUAGUCAGGUACCUGACGAAUGUGCUCCAGGAAAGCAAUGUCGAUGCUGCACGAAGUGUGUCGACUUGGAUUGGAACUUGCUUCUUCGCACCACUCAUUGGAGCCUUCAUGGCUGACACAUUCUGGGGAAGAUACAGGACUGUAGUAACAUGCCUCUCUGUUUACACUGUCGGAAUGCUUGUUCUGACGAUUUCAGCAUCACUUCCACUGACCUUGCAUGAUCCCUACAUCAACAGUGGCGACGGCAUUCGCCGUGUCGUCGCCUACCUAGGGCUGUACCUCAUUGCCCUUGGGGCUGGAGGGAUCAAGCCCUGCAUUUCGGCACUCGGCGCCGACCAAUUCGACGGCGGCGACCCGGUGGAGAGGGUGACGAAGGGCUCGUUCUUCAACUACUACUACUUCACGAACAACGUGGGCACGCUGCUGUCCACCACCGUGCUUGUGUGGGUGCAGGACAACGUGGGUUGGGGCGUCGGUUUCGCGGCUCCGAUGCUGCUCAUGGGGUUCAGCCUCGCCAUGUUCGUCGCCGGUAGGAGGGUGUACAGGUACAGGAAACUGGGAGGGAGUCCAUUGACGAGGGUCUCUCAGGUUGUGGUUGCAGCUGCGAGGAACCACAGGAUGAAGUUGCCUGAUGAUAGCUCACUCCUGCAUGAGCUUCCAAGAUUGAAUGAUGGUGACCACUAUAGGGUUCAACAUACCACUCAAUUCAGGUUCUUGGACAAGGCUGCCAUCCCGUCCGAUGACAACAGUCCAUGGAGGCUGUGCACCGUGUCGCAGGUGGAGGAGCUCAAGAUGCUGCUGCGUAUCUUCCCGCUCUGGGCCUCGCUGCUCCUCUUCUUCGUGGUCACCGCGCAGAUGUCGUCGACGCUGAUCGAGCAGAGCGCUGCCAUGGACGGCCGCGUCGGCCCGUUCACCGUGCAGCCGGCGUCGCUCGCCACGUUCAACGUCGUCAGCGUCCUCAUCUGGGUCCCCGUCUACGACGCCGUGCUGGUGCCGCUGGCGCGGCGCGUCACCGGCAACGCCCGGGGCCUCUCCCACCUGCAGCGCAUCGCCGUCGGCCUCGCGCUUUCCGCGGUGGCCAUGGCGUACUCGGCGCAGGUCGAGGCGAGGCGUCGUGCGUCGUCGGCGCCGAUGAGCAUCAUGUGGCAGGCGCCGUCCUACUUCGUGCUGGGUAUGGCGGAGGUGUUCACCAGCAUCGGCAUGCUGGAGUUCUUCUACGAGCAGUCGCCGGAGUCGAUGAAGAGCCUCGGCACAUCGCUCGCGCACCUCGCCGUCGCGACGGCGAACUACCUCAACUCCGGCGUGCUCGGUGUGGUCGCGGCAGCCACGGCACGCGGCGGGGCGGGUGGGUGGAUCCCGGAGAAGCUGGACGAGGGGCAUCUGGAUUACUUCUUCUGGAUGAUGGCUGCUCUCAGCGUCGUCAACCUGCUGCAGUUCAUGUAUCGUUCUUGUCACGUUCAUUCGUAGGCAACAAUUAACAAUUCACUCUCACUCCUCUCCUCUAUUCGUCUAAUUCAUAUAUCGUUGUCAAAUUAAAGAAAAUACAAAAGCGAAUUUCUAUAUUUGGAUGACAAGGAGACUAGUUAACACUGUUAAUGAGAUGAAAAAAUA